AUGUCUGAUCAAUACAAUGAUCAAAGCAAAUACAUUGAAUUGAGAAACAUACACAAAUAUUACAUUGAUAUAUAUAUUGCGUUGUAUCAGCUGAAAACGGAAAAAGAAGAAGAAUUAAAUGAGAUUUACAAAAUGAUUAAAACAAACUUGAUUGAUUCAAAGAAACGUCUUCCAGAAAACAUUAUAAAAGAUAUCAUGCGUAUCAUUCUGUAUAAUAACCGCUAUACAAAGUCAUACUUAGCUCUUGUGAAACACAUAUGUGAUGAUUAUCAUAUAACAGAAGUCCCCAAUAUUCCACAAAUUGAUGAAUAUCUUUUUUAUAAAGAAUAUGGAAUUAAAUUAGGAAAGUCUAAAGAUUUCAAUGAACUAAAUAUAGGAAAUCCAAACAUUCUUCAAGAAAAUACUAUUAACGCAAUUAUGAAUGAUGACAUAGAAAAACUCAUCAUAUUAGCUGGAAUGGAUAAAUUUAAUGGAGGUCAAAUACUUCAAAGUAAAUUUUAUCCAUAUAUUUAUGGUUUAUUUAGUCAACAAGGAUUUUCAUUACUUGAAUUAUGCUGUUAUUAUGGAGCAGUUAAUUGUUUCAAGUUUUUAAGAACGAAAUUUCAUUUACACAUAACAUACGCAUGUCUACAAUUUUCAUUUUUAGGAGGAAAUCAAGAGAUCAUGAGCGAAUGCUUGAAACGUCUAAAACCAUAUGAAGGAUGCAUGGAAUAUGCAAUUAUUUCACACAACAUUGAUUUUGUUACAUUCUUGAUGAAUGAACACAAAAUAAAGAUCGAUUUAGAAAAAUGUGGAGUUUACAAUAAUCUUGAUCCAUUUUUAGUUUAUUCUGAUCAAACUAAUAAUAUUGAUGAAUGUUUUAUUGCUUCAGCGCUGUUUGAUAUUCCAUCCCUUUGCGAAUAUUUCCUAUCGCAUGGUGCAAAUAUCAAUGCAACAAAUGAACUUGAUAAAACAGCUCUUCAUAUUGCUGCACGUUAUAAUAAUACAGAGACAAUCAAGGUGCUUCUCUCACAUGGUGCAAAUAUCAAUGAAAAAGGAGAAAAUGGAGAAACAGCUCUUCAUAUUGCAGCACGUUAUAAUCAUACAGAGACAAUCAAGGUUCUUCACGCAUAUGGUGCAAAUAUCAAUGAAAAAAAUUAUGAUGAAAGAACAGCUAUUUAUUAUGCAACAUAUUACUGUAAAAAAGAAGCAACUGAACUUCUUCUUUCAUAUGGUGCAAAUAUUAAUGAAAAAGAUAAACAUGGAAGAACAGUCCUUCACAUAGCAGUAUAUCAUUAUAAUGAGGAAGCAAUCAAAUUUCUUAUAUCGUAUGGGGCUAACGUCAAUGAGAAAGAUAAUGAAGGGAAAACAGCUCUUCAUCUGGCAUUUAUUAAUAGUUGUAUUAAAUCAGUUGAGCUUCUUAUUUCAAACGGUGCUAAUAUCAAUGAGAAAGAUAAUGAAGGGAAAACAUCUAUGGAUCGAGCAAUUGAUCCUCAUUUUAAAUACAACGCCGAACGCCUUCUUUCACAUAUGAUGACGAAUUUUUAA
Trichomonas vaginalis G3 is the source of this 1527-nucleotide messenger RNA. Its product is annotated as protein ubiquitination. The transcript has a single exon. The record is from RefSeq and is a predicted model, not a curated record. Bases 1 to 1527 code for a protein of 508 amino acids. Lineage: Eukaryota; Parabasalia; Trichomonadida; Trichomonadidae. Gene Ontology annotation, molecular function: protein binding.